Messenger RNA from Conger conger (European conger), 2106 nucleotides. Its product is annotated as nucleolar protein 4-like. NCBI's taxonomy places the organism in Eukaryota, Metazoa, Chordata, Actinopteri, Anguilliformes, Congridae. Bases 1 to 2106 code for a protein of 701 amino acids. The transcript is spliced from 12 exons. The record is from RefSeq and is a predicted model, not a curated record.
AUGGCAACUAAAAAAGCAUGCGCGGAUUUAACGAAAAGGAACCGGAGUCCCGUCGUGUUGGAGGCAGAGAUGUUCAGCGAAUUUCAGGACUGGUGCCUCAGGACUUACGGUGACUCUGGUAAAACAAAGACGGUCACCCGGCGAAAAUACAACAAGAUCAUGCAGACCCUCAUGCAAAGCGAAGAGUCGGACGGCGUCUACGUCGAAAGCAGCCACAUCAACGCCAAAUUCAAAUUCUGGGUGAAAUCUAAAGGCUUUCAGGUUGGGAGCAACAUUCUUAGCGACCACAACAAGAAAGGAGUGCCUGGAAAACCAGUUCUUUACGUCCCUGUCAAAUCAACGACAGAGGAGAAUGGCCAGACUGACAGCUCCUCCCUGAAGCGCGUGGCGGUGGUGGAGGACUUCUUCGACAUCAUCUACGCCAUGCACGUGGAGAUGGGCGGGGACCCGGGCCGGGCCCCCAAACACGCCGGCCAGAAGAAGACCUACCGAGCGAUUGCAGAGACAUACGCGUUCCUGCCCAGAGAGGCGGUGACCCGCUUUCUGAUGAGCUGUGGAGAAUGUCAGAAGAGGAUGCACAUCAACCCCAGCACUGCUGAGUUUAAAGAGAAUGACCGUCCCACUUCCCUGGUCCCGGACCUCAUCGACUACAACAUGCCGCUCACCGCCACCUACCUGAAGCAGAUGAAGCUGCAGUGUAUGAACGCCAAUGAGCAGGAUGACAGCUCCGUGAGCAGUGGGGAUCUUGACAUGAGCGACCCCCCCACAUGGAUAUCGGUUGAUCACGUCCCAGUGUCUGAACUGAGCCCCCCCAGCCAAGGAGAGAGGAUGCACAGCCCCCACAGCGCCCCCCAGAGGGGAGACGAUGACUCCUCCUCAGAGAACAGCAGCGCUAACGGCGCCCCCUCUCUCGCGCCCUCGUCCCUGGGCGUGACGGUCCCUCUGGACGGCCGGGGUCCGUACGGCGAGGUGAACGGGACCGAGCCGGCGGGCCCGCUGGACUUCAGCACCACGUCCUCGUCGCCCUCCUCCGAGGAGCAGCAGCCGAUCAACCUGAGCGAGCGGCCGCCCUCCGACCCGCCGCUGGGCCCCUUCCAGCCCGACGCCACCAGGAAGUACCCCAUCAAACACCCCCACCCCGCGGACCUGCGCAUCGAGCGCGACGCCAAAGACUACGGCAACAAGUCUCCACAGUACAGUUCGGGGAGCUAUGACUCCUUGAAGACGGAAGUGAGCAUGUCCGUGGAUGACCUCACCGGGGGGCGGGGCCAGGUGGACGACGACGACGACGAACACGACGACCACGACGACAGCGACAAGAUCAACGACACGGAGGGCGUGGACCCCGAGAGGCUGAAGGCCUUCAAUAUGUUCGUCAGGCUGUUUGUGGAUGAGAACCUGGAGCGCAUGGUGCCCAUCUCCAAGCAGCCCAAGGAGAAGAUCCAGGCCAUCAUCGAGUCCUGCAGCCGCCAGUUCCCUGAGUUCCAGGAGCGCGCGCGCAAACGCAUCCGCACCUACCUCAAGUCCUGUCGCCGCAUGAAGAAGAGCGGCAUCGAGACGCGGCCCACGCCUCCUCACCUCACCUCGGCCAUGGCAGAGACCAUCCUGGCUGCUGCCUGUGAGAGUGAGACACGCAACGCUGCCAAACGCAUGCGCCUGGACCCCUACCCCAACCAAGAUGAGCAGAGUGCAGGUGACCGACCCCACCCUCGGGAGCCGGCCUCUCUGCCGCUCACAGCCUCCUCCCUCCCGGCCCCCGCCCCGGGCUUCCCCCAGGACCAGCUCUACACCAACGGGGGGCUCAACUACAAUCUCCGUGGUUACAGUGGCCUUGGCAGCAGUCUGCAGCAGCCGGCUUCCUUGACAACUGGUGCUGCUCAGAGCAAUGGUCCCACGGACCUCAGUAUGAAGUCUCUGGCCUCGAACCCCUCCUCGAGCAGCUCCAGCGGCCAGGGGCAGGGUGGGGGCGGCGGAGGGGCGUCGGCCCAGCUCAGCACCCCGGAGAUCACGGCCGUGCGGCAGCUCAUCGCAGGAUACCGCGAGUCAGCCGCCUUCCUGCUCCGCUCUGCCGACGAACUGGAGAGUCUGAUCCUCAUGCAGAACUGA